AUGGCUAAGUUAGACAUCAAAAUCCCUGACAUGAAGCUGCCAGAUGGCAAUAAGAUACCAUUCAUCGGAUACGGUUUGGGCACGGCAUGGUACAAGUCCAAAGCGGAUGCUCCCAAGGAUCAAGCAACAAUCGAUGCCACGGAAACCGCCAUCAAGGUCGGCUAUAGACAUAUCGAUGGAGCCGAAGUCUAUAACACGGAAGUGGAACUGGGCGAAGCAGUCAAAAAGAGCAAAAUCCCCCGCGAUCAGCUCUUCAUCACCACCAAAGUCAUCACCCAUAUCGACGAUAUUCCUGGUGCCAUUGACCGGAGCUUGAAGAAGAUGGGUCUUGAUUACGUUGACCUGUACCUCAUCCAUGCGCCCUUCUUCGCCAAAGGGGAUGACAAGGUGCUGCAGCAAAAGUGGGCGCAAAUGGAAGAGGUUGCAGCUUCGGGCAAGGCCAAAAGUAUUGGGGUCAGCAACUUCCUCAAGCCUCACCUGGAUGCUAUUCUUCAGACAUGCAAAGUUCGACCGGCUAUGAACCAGAUUGAAUUCCACCCGUACCUACAGCACGGAGACCUGCUCGCUUAUCACAAGAAUAAAGAUAUUCGCGUUGCAGCCUAUGGCCCUCUUACGCCGAUCACCAAGGCACAGGGAGGCCCGAUCGAUGGCUUGUUGGAAUCAUUGGCCAAGAAAUAUGCCGUUAACCCUGGUGAAAUAUUGUUGAGAUGGUGUAUUGACCAGAAUGUUCUGCCCAUCACCACUAGCUCCAAGGAACAACGGAUGAGCGACAUGCUGCGAGUCUUUACCUUUGAGUUGACCCCAAAGGAAGUCGAGGAGAUUUCAGUGGAGGGGAACAAGAAGCAUUUUAGAGCAUUCUGGGGCCACGAGUUUGACGCGAAUGACCGGUCAUGA
Fonsecaea multimorphosa CBS 102226 is the source of this 894-nucleotide messenger RNA. RefSeq lists its product as uncharacterized. The transcript is spliced from 3 exons. Gene Ontology annotation, cellular component: cytosol. NCBI's taxonomy places the organism in Eukaryota, Fungi, Ascomycota, Eurotiomycetes, Chaetothyriales, Herpotrichiellaceae. Bases 1 to 894 code for a protein of 297 amino acids. The record is from RefSeq and is a predicted model, not a curated record. Gene Ontology annotation, molecular function: aldose reductase (NADPH) activity; oxidoreductase activity, acting on NAD(P)H as acceptor.